CCCUCGUGACAACAUCUCUCUUUCCUUUUUUUUGUGCGCACACGAAAAUGUAGAUAGCAGAUCGUAGAUCACAGUGAAAAUCGCUAUAAUUUCGUGUUGUUUUUUUCCUUUAUUAAUCUCUAAAAGCCUAAUUUCCUUUUUGGCCCCUUUUGUAAACCCUAAUCUUGAAUACCCUAAAUCUUUACAAAAUCGGUUAUUAUUUUAAUAUUUAAGUUUUGUCUAAUUGGAGGCGAAUUAAAAACUCAUUGAUGGGAUUUACUUAGUUGUUGUUGUUACUGCGUUUGCUAGUUUGUUUUAAGACUUUUGAGCUGAGUUGACUAGCGCGUUGACUCAAUAAAGAAUAAAUUUUAAAAUUUUCAUUGGAGUUAUUUGGGGUUGAAUUUGGAGAAUGCGAUGAUGGAGGGGAAUGACGGAAUUGGUUGUUUAGAAAAUUCGAGUACCAGCGAGGGAAAGCCACCGAAUCCUCGCACGUCGUCGUAUAGGCAGCAGUGUCCGACCAAUGAUGGUGGUUUGAAGCCUUGUAAGAAGUCCCUCGUUCGACACCCGUCUCUUCAGGUGAAGUCAAAGGCAUCGGAUAUUGCUGGUGAAAAUGGACAUGUUGCAGAAAAUCAUGGUGCUGAGUUCACCCCUAUUGUCCGCUCUGGAGCAUGGGCUGACAUAGGGUUUAGAACAAGCAUGGAAGAUGUAUAUUUGUGUCUUGAUGAUUUUAUGCAUUAUUACGGGCUCAAGAAUUUUGUUGAUGGGCCCAAUGCCUUUUAUGGGGUGUUUGAUGGACAUGGAGGGAAGCAUGCUGCUAACUUUGCUUGCUCUCAUUUGCCAAUGUUCAUUGUUAAGGAUAAAGACUUUCCUGGAAAGGUUGAGAGGGUUGUUGCUUCUGCAUUUCUGCAAACUGAUGCUGCUUUUGCAAAAGCUUGUGCACUGGAUUCGGCCCUUCCUUCUGGUACCACUGCAUUGGCAGCUCUUGUUCUUGGGAGAAUGUUGGUUGUCGCAAAUGCUGGGGAUUGUCGAGCAGUUUUAUGUCGUCGUGGUAAAGCAAUUGAAAUGUCAAGAGAUCACAAACCCAUUUGCAAUAGAGAGAGAAAGCGCAUUGAGGCAUCUGGAGGUUAUGUAUAUGACGGUUACCUCAAUGGGCAACUUAAUGUGGCUCGUGCUUUAGGAGAUUGGCACAUGGAAGGAAUGAAAGGUGCAAAUGGUGGACCGCUGACUGCAGAGCCUGAGCUUAUGACUGAAGAUCUAACAGAGGAGGAUGAAUUCCUUAUCAUAGGAUGUGAUGGGCUUUGGGAUGUUUUUCUGAGCCAAAAUGCUGUUGAUUUUGCUAGACGGAGGCUUCAGGAGCACAAUGAUCCCGUCAUGUGCAGUAAGGAUCUGGUUGAUGAAGCUUUGAAGAGGAAAAGUGGGGAUAACUUGGCUGUUGUUGUUGUUUGCUUUCAAUCCCAUCCACCCCCUAACUUGGUUGUCCCUCGUGAAAGAGUGCGGAGGAGCUUUUCUGCUGAGGGUUUGAUGGAGUUGCAAAGCUUCUUGAAUAGUUUGGGAAACUGAUAUGGUGACGAAUGCUUACUGUUUUUUCUUCAUUUCUUUUUUUAUCCCUUCCAACGAAGUAGUUAAAUUGUAGUUUUAGUUAUUGAGAAUGAGUUUCAACUGUAACAUACGUAGCGGCAAGUCGUUCCACAUAAUUUGUUGUUUCCCAAGUAGGAGGAGCUUAAUUCAUCUUUGUUUUGGCCUUUGUUAGGCACUUAAUUCAAACCAAAAUUAUUCACUUCUAUGUUGCAUGUCUUUAGGUCUACUUUCCUGGUGGAAAUGGAGCUGGCAUUGCUCCAUUUUUCCCACAAGUUGUCCCACUUGGUUGCUUAAGUUGGUCAACGUUUAAAUGUUCGAGUUUCCCGAUUGCAGCCCUUGCCAAAACUUCUUCAUCAUCUUCUAUUUUUUCACGACAAGACAUGGAGAAAACUUCGAAAGAUGAGCUAUUUCUCCAUUAUGUAGAACUUUGCAUCACCACUCUCCAUUUGUGCUGCGGUAUGCAACGAAUUUUAACAAAAACAAGGGCCACGGAAGGCUAAAAAGCUUUCUAUAAUGCUUUAAUGCAAAGAACUAAGCAAUGUGCCAGAUUUUUGCUGUUGGUUGGGAGGAGAUACGUAAUAUGUUGGAUGACAUUUAUAUAGAUUCAGAAGCGCAAACACACAAAAAAAAAAAAAAAAACUGGUAAAAAUAAUGACAUGUGGAAUUCAUUGUAGCCCAUAUCGAGAUAAUAGUAUCUAGUGGCCACAAUGAUAAGGUUUCCUUGGACGAAAUAUGUUGCUAUAGCUAGUAAAUUAUACUAUGUAUUAUGAUUUCUUUUACUGUC
Molecule: messenger RNA, 2341 nt
Organism: Durio zibethinus
Lineage: Eukaryota; Viridiplantae; Streptophyta; Magnoliopsida; Malvales; Malvaceae
Product: putative protein phosphatase 2C 22
Biological process (GO): protein dephosphorylation
Molecular function (GO): cation binding; protein serine/threonine phosphatase activity
Source: RefSeq, a predicted model, not a curated record